This is a messenger RNA of Racocetra persica, 480 nucleotides long. The record is from the annotation of a GenBank genome assembly. Lineage: Eukaryota; Fungi; Glomeromycota; Glomeromycetes; Diversisporales; Gigasporaceae.
AUGACGGAUUUCCAAAUGUUGAGUACAUCUGAAAUUUUACAGCUUAAUAUAGAAGAACUUGUGCCAAACAAUUAUAAGGACGGAAAAGGUAUGAACGCUUUCUUCUUGUACAGGAGGGAAUUUACAAAACGUUCAAUGGAAAAUGGCAUAAAGGCCAAAAUGACCGACAUAUCGAAAUGUGCCGGUCAAGCUUGGAAAAACGAGAAACCAAGGGUUAAAAGGGCCUAUGCCAAAGUCUCCAAGAGAAUAGAUGAGCUUUUGCAAAAGAGGAAGCCAAAAACGAAAGAUUACCCGAUAAUUUUUGAUGAACACAUGAAAAAAGUGGUUCAACCACAUAAACCGGAACCUCCGAUUCCCAUUCCUACAACUCCGGCUUUAAUUGAUCCUCCCCAAGACGAAUUUAUUUAUUGCACUUUAAACGUAGACGAUAUCACCCUCCUGUAUUUGAAUCAAAUGCCUCCAAACUAUUUCGCUCUUUAG